Acanthochromis polyacanthus (spiny chromis) is the source of this 4723-nucleotide messenger RNA. It is a transcript of the gene slc38a10, whose product is annotated as solute carrier family 38 member 10. The record is from RefSeq and is a predicted model, not a curated record. Gene Ontology annotation, molecular function: amino acid transmembrane transporter activity. Gene Ontology annotation, biological process: amino acid transmembrane transport. The transcript has 18 exons. Lineage: Eukaryota; Metazoa; Chordata; Actinopteri; Pomacentridae. Bases 366 to 3695 code for a protein of 1109 amino acids.
UCCUCGACUAUAGGCUCCACUUCCUGGAUACGCGUUCAGAAAAACACCCAGGUUGUCAUUAUCAUUUUAUACGGAGUUUCUGUAAACUUUGUGGCUCAUACACGUCCGAAAAACGCAACUUUUCGGCGAUAAACAGCCGUGAAAUGUCACGGAAUUACUGAUGAUAACGUAAACAGGGAAGCGAGGCGGAGGGCGCACAGAGAGAAAGAGCGCCACGUCAUUGAUAGCGGAGGAUAACACACCCGGAGUAUAGUCUGCUGCGGACCAGAGAUUAGACGGUGACGCUCAGCUUCCAGUGUGCUGCUGUCUCCGUGAAUUUCGACAUUUUCUUACCGAAAGGACGAAGCCUCGCUCAGUGGGUCAAAAUGACGGCGUCAAACUGGGGUCUAAUCAUGAAUGUGGUGAACAGCAUCGUGGGAGUCAGUGUGCUCACCAUGCCCUUCUGCUUCAAACAGUGUGGAAUCGUUCUGGGAACUCUGCUGUUGUUCUUCUGCUCAUGGAUGACUCACAAAUCCUGCAUGUUCCUGGUCCACACAGCCAGCAACACCAAACGAAGGACCUAUGCCGGACUGGCGUUCCAUGCUUACGGGAAACCCGGAAAAAUGCUGGUGGAGACGAGUAUGAUCGGUUUGAUGUUGGGGACCUGUAUUGCCUUCUAUGUUGUCAUCGCUGAUUUGGGCUCAAAUUUCUUCGCUCAGCUGUUGGGUUUACAGGUUACAGGCAGUUUUCGUGUGCUGCUGCUGAUCGCUGUGUCGCUGUUCAUCGUCCUCCCUCUGAGUCUGCAGAGGAACAUGAUGUCCUCCAUCCAGUCCUUCUCAGCGAUGGCCCUCAUGUUCUACACCCUCUUCAUGUUCACGAUGGUGCUGUCCUCGUUCAAACACGGGCUGCUCAGCGGCUGGUGGCUAGGGCAGGUCAAUGUGGUGCGCUGGGAGGGUGUGUUUCGCUGUCUCCCCAUCUGUGGGAUGGCCUUCGCCUGUCAGUCGCAGGUGCUGCCGACCUACGACAGCCUGGACGAGCCGUCAGUCAAACGCAUGAGCACCAUCUUCACCUCGGCCCUCCACGUAGUCACCGUCUUCUACAUCACUGUGGGUUUCUUUGGCUACGUCAGCUUCACGGAGAACAUUGCAGGAAACGUGCUGAUGAACUUCCCAUCCAACCUGGUGACAGAGAUGAUCCGUGUGGGCUUCAUGAUGUCUGUGGCCGUCGGAUUUCCCAUGAUGAUCCUGCCCUGCCGCCAGGCUAUCAACACCAUGCUUUUUGAGCAGCAGCAGAAGGAUGGGACAUUUGCUGCCGGAGGUUACAUGCCUCCUCUGCGCUUCAAGAUGAUCACCCUCUGCAUUGUGUUUGGCACCAUGCUGGGAGGCAUUCUCAUCCCCAACGUGGAAACCAUUCUGGGUCUGACUGGAGCCACCAUGGGCAGCCUCAUCUGCUUCAUAUGUCCUGCUCUCAUCUACAGAAAGAUCCAGAAGAACGGCAUCAUUGCUCAGCUGGUGCUUUGUGUUGGUCUGGGCAUCCUGCUCAUCAGCACCUUUACCACCCUCUCCAUUUCGGCCAGGAGCACCAGCACCAUAGUCCAGCAGCCGCCUCCUCCUAAACCUGACAAGAACGGCCCGCUGCUCCCAGACCUGCCUGAACUGCACGACAACCCCCCAAACAAGAAGCCCGUGGAAGUAGAAAAGCCUGACCAUCCACCUGUGGAGGUGAUAAAACCUGCGGAGAGGGGCGAGGCUGAGCCCCCGCAGAUUAAAGGACCGGUUGAUGUACCUGAGAUUAAGAAGGAGGAAGAGGUGCAGUUGGAUCGUCCUGAUGCCGGCGUCGCCGUGCCGGAGGGAGAGGCUCACCGGCACGAACCGCCCAUCCCUCACGACGAGGUCAAAGUAGACACCAGAAAAAACAACGAAGAGCUCGAGGAGGACAAGAACCAACCUGUUGAGGAAGAACCCGUAAAGGAUAAGGAGCAAGGCGGAGGACACCCGGUGAAGGUCGACGACAAAAAGGACGAGAAACCUGCAGACGUUGUGGCGAGGAAAGAGGAAGUGGACUUGGGUGGAGGCGAGGUCUUGUCCAAUGAGGUGCUGGAGAAAAAGCAUGAAGCUGCCCCGCUAAAGGAGGUGGAGAAGCUCAAUCCGGUCAAAGAUCUUCAAGCAGGGAAUGCAGCUGUGGCGGCCAAUCAGGCGGCUGUACUGCAGGUCGAUAAAGCGGGCAAAGCUCCAGACGCUGCAGGGAAAGCUCCUGAAGGAGAGCAUCGUCGUGCUGCAGACGAGGCUCCAGCUGCAGAAAGCAAAGAUACAGCAGAUGAGAAGAUGGAGGUGAUUAAAAAGCUGGUGGCAGAGGGCCAACUCGAUCACGCCGUGCUGCUGCAGGUGAUCAAGGAGCAGCAGGUGCAGCAGAAGAGACUUCUUGACCAGCAGGCAAAACUACUGGCUGUGAUAGAAGAACAGCACAAAGAAAUCCACCAGAAACAACCUGCUGGGGCUGCCGCUGAAAAUGAGGCAGAAAAAGGCAACCAGGAACUAGAGGGGGUGGAAGGUGGAGCAGCAAAGCCCAAAGAGUCUGGUAAGGAGGAGGCAGCUGGCGCUCCGCAGGACCAGAAUCACGCUCAGGUCGUGGAUAACGCUGCUGACGUUAAGGUUGCUAAAGUAGCUGCAGCUUACAAGGAGGACGACAACGUUGUACCCGGAGGAGAAUCUCAUCACCAGAAUGAGCUGGGGGCGAGGGGAGUGCCGCUGGGAAAGAAAAGACCUGAGGACCAUCAGCCUGCACUUCAAAAUGAUCAGGUAGCUCAGCUGAAAGGUGAGGAAAAAGGCCUAGAUAAAGAAAAAGAGGCAAUUGAAAAUCUUACAAAUGAAAAGAUACAGAGAGAAGUUCAGGCCAGAGUGGAAAAAGCACAGCUUGAGAGGGAAAUGAAGGAAAAGCUGGCCAAAGAACAGGAGGAGAAGGAGAGAGCAGACAGAGAGAAGAUGGAGAAAGAAGUGCAAGCAAGAGUAGAAAGAGAAAUGGAGAGGGAGAGACAGGAAAAGCUGGCCAAGCAACAGGAGUUGGAGAAGGAGAAAGAAGCUCUGGCGAGAGCAGAAAAAGAGCGGCUGGACAGGGAGAGGAGAGAGAAGCUGAUCAGAGAACAGGAGCUGGAGAAGGAAAAAGCAGCAAAGGAGAAACUCGCACAGGAGAAAGCUGCACAAGAGAGAGUCCAGCAGGAGCUGCACAAAGCAGACAAUGAAAUACUUGAGAGAGUAUUGAAAGAGCAGCAGGAGGAGGAGGCGGCUCGGGAGAGGCAGGCCCAGCUGGAGCAAGCCAUAGAAGCCAAGAACGCUGCACAGGGGGGUGAGAGAGAAGAUGGUGAAGCUUUGAAGAAAGGAGGACGAGACCUCAAAGAGAAAGCUGCUGCUGAGGAAGACCCCAGAGAAGGUGGGGAAGACGGGGCUGUCAGAGAUGAGGCUCGCCCCCAGGGCUCCCACGAGAAGGUCAGGGACCAGGGAGACACGGAUCUGAGGCGGAGGCGGAGGGCACUGGGACCUAGAGAGGCCGGAGGCCCCCUAGAGGUCAACGGGGCGCCUAGGAGGGUUCCUGGGCUGGAGCCCCUGCUGGAGCUGGGGGGCUCAGACCUGCACGCCGCCCUAGAGCAGCAGCUCCUGGCCGGGGCAAUGGUGCACUCACGGCAGAUUAAGCAAGCAUCAGAGGACGAUGGAGCCAAAUAACACACACACACACACACACACUCACCUGCAGAACCUCUAAUCUAUGGACCAAUGCUGUUGCCUUACGUUCUCUCUUGCCUUACGGACAGGAGCAUUUUGUCGAUCUUGAUACUGUGUACGCUGCAAGUAAUCCAAAGUCUAUAUCAAAGAGCAAAAGUGUAUGUAAAUAUUAACUUAUUUUUGUCUUCAGAGGGGAGAAUUUCAAAGAGGUCAGUGUUGAAAUGUACAUACAUCUAUGCAAAUCCCAUUCUAUGGAGUGUUUUGACAGGGCAAAUCUUUGACGUCACUUUAAUUCCCUUUUUUCAUUCACCAGCUUGAGUCUGCCUCUUUGUAGGAGCUGUUUGUUUUAUUGUCUUCUGUACUGAUUUUUUUGUCAGAAGUCCUCAGUGUGCAUCUGUUACAUUGACAUGUAAAUAUUGUAAAUCUGUUUAGCUGUGAUCCAUGGCCAAGGUUUCUUAGAACCUAUGUUUACCACACGUUGAAUGUAAUGUGGGUUCAGGACUGUCUGUGUGUCGUUUCAUUAUACUUUCAAAUGAAGGUAACUGAAUUCAGCCCUGUGCUGGAGCUAUGAGGUAUAUAAAUGUAGCCUUACUGUCUGUUCAACGAAGCAGCUCGAUCCAGACCAUCUGGAUCUCCGGUUAUUAAUCAUUCCAUCUUCAGUAUCUCUUCCUUGUAGAUUGAUCAGUGCCUUCCAGUCGAUAUGCUGCACUACAGCUGUUUUCCUAAAACAAAAUGUGUGUAGUUUUUCCUCAAUUUGCGGUCUCUCUUUCACCAAGCCUCUUACUGUAAACAGUACAGUAACGAUGAUAAAAUGAUUGUGAUGAGGAUGGUGGAAGGGAAUCUGGGCUGAGUUUGUAUUGUCUUUUAGUAAUCUGCAUCCUCUGAGAAUUCCUUCAGCGGUUAGCACUUCAACACUUAGGACCUUUGCUUUGUACAAGAGGCUAUUUUUCUGACUAUUUUUCUAUGUGCCUAGUGUUUCUGUACAUUUUGCUGAUAAGAAUAAAUAAACAAAAGAUCUGUACCAUGAA